Messenger RNA from Sphaeramia orbicularis (orbiculate cardinalfish), 2542 nucleotides. It is a transcript of the gene slc5a8l, whose product is annotated as solute carrier family 5 member 8, like. Gene Ontology annotation, cellular component: membrane; extracellular exosome. The coding region runs from base 1 to 1827 and encodes 608 amino acids. The record is from RefSeq and is a predicted model, not a curated record. Lineage: Eukaryota; Metazoa; Chordata; Actinopteri; Kurtiformes; Apogonidae. Gene Ontology annotation, biological process: propanoate transmembrane transport; sodium ion transport. The transcript has 15 exons. Gene Ontology annotation, molecular function: organic acid:sodium symporter activity.
AUGGCUGGUACAGGUGGUCCAGUUGCCACAUUCUCUGUGUGGGAUUAUGUGGUGUUUGCAGGAAUAAUUUUGGGGGCUGCUGGCAUUGGCCUUUUCCAGGCCAUCCGUGGUCGCAAGGAGACCUCAAGCGCUGAGUUCUUGUUGGGUGGACGGCAAAUGACAGCUGUGCCUGUUGCCAUGUCACUUACAGCCAGCUUCAUGUCUGGGAUCACAGUCAUCGGCACACCUGCUGAGGCUUAUCGUUUUGGAGCGGCCUUCUGGAUCUUUGGCUUCGCCUACGCCAUCAUGUCUAUAAUCACUGCAGAGAUUUUUGUCCCCCUUUUCUACAGACUGGGGAUCACCAGUGCCUAUGAGUACCUGGAGAUGCGCUUCAGCCGGCCCAUUCGGAUAAUUGGGACAACAAUGUACAUUGUGCAGACGGCCCUGUACACAGGUUUAGUCAUCUAUGCUCCAGCUCUUGCACUAAAUCAAAUCACUGGACUGAAUCUGUGGGGUGUGCUCAUCGCUACAGGAGCAGUGUGUAUCGUCUACUGCACUUUGGGAGGUCUGAAAGCAGUCAUCUGGACAGACGUGCUGCAGAUGGUGAUAAUGCUGGCAGGUUUUGUGGCUGUUAUUGCUAGAGGAGCAGUCCUACAGGGAGGCCUGGGGAAGAUUUGGGAGGAUGCUCGCAAUGGAGGGCGCCUUGAGGCAUUUGACUUUGACCCUGACCCCCUCAAGCGUCACACUUUCUGGACCAUCACAAUUGGUGGCAGCAUAAUGUGGGUGUCUAUCUACUCUAUCAAUCAGUCCCAGGUGCAGCGCUACAUCUCUUGUAAAACCUUAACACAUGCCAAAAUGUCAUUGUACGUGAACAUGGUUGGCUUGUGGGUAACUGUGAGCCUGGCUGUGUUUUCUGGCCUUACAAUGUACUCCAUUUACAAGAACUGUGACCCAUUUACAAAUGGUGAUGUAACUACGUCUGACCAGUUGCUUCCCUAUCUUGUGAUGGAUAUUCUGGCAGCCUUUCCUGGAAUCCCUGGAUUGUUUGUGGCUGCUGCAUAUAGCGGGACUCUUAGCACCGUGUCAUCCAGCAUUAACGCACUAGUCGCUGUCACAAUGGAAGACUUCAUUGUUCCUCUGUGGAAAAAUCUCUCACCGAAGCAGGUUACUUGGCUAAAUAUGGGCCUGAGUGUCUUCUUUGGUGGACUAUGCAUCGGCAUGGCUGGAGUUGCUUCACUAAUGGGAAGUGUUUUGCAGGCAGCUCUGUCCAUAUUUGGCAUGAUCAGUGGGCCUCUCCUGGGUCUUUACCUAUUAGGCAUGCUUUUCCGCACUACUAAUUCAACAGGAGGACUUAUUGGAAUGAUCAUUGGUCUGGUGCUGACUUUGUGGGUGGGAAUCGGAGCCCAGAUUUACCCACCAACAGCAGAAAAGACAAAUCCUCUUCCACUCAGCAUUGAAAACUGCAACAGGACAAUAAGCCAGAACUACACAACAGUGGCACCCUGGACAAGUCCAGUGACCCUGGCCACAGACCCUACGGUCAGACCAGCUCUUGCAGACUCCUGGUACUCUCUGUCCUACCUCUACUUCUGUCUCCUGGGCACAGUCAGCACAAUAAUAUCAGGCCUGGUGAUUAGCAUGAUCACAGGCGGAUGCAAGCAAGAAAAGCUAAACUCUGAUCUGUUUGUGAGAAAGAGCGACCUGAUAUGUUUCAGCAGCAAAUCUGAGACGUCAACUACUAAAGAAAAGAUCCCAUCAGAUUUUCAUAUGGGAAUGGACAACGCAGGAUUUACGGACUCUCCAUCUGAUGUCAUUUGUAAAGAGAGUGAAAAAGCUACCAAACUGUAAUGCAGCUCUAUCAACAGAUUAUUCCUGUUUGGAAGUUUUGUGGAUAAUGAUUAUUUUAUUAUAAUAUAUUAUCAUUACUAUUAUUUUAUUAUACAUGCAUUUUGUUUAUAUAAAUGCACAAAUAAAAUCCAGUUGUUUUGUUGCCUAACCCUGUGAUGCUGAAACCUGAUUCACAAAAGAAAUACCUAAGUUGAAUAUGUGACUGUUUGCUUAUAAUUUGUAUAAUAUUUUUCUGUAAAAGCAGGUGAUACUAGGUUCAUGAAAGUAAAAGUAGACUUAAAGUGAUUCUAAUUCAUUUUCUCAACCUAAGUUUAUUUAUGUUACACCCCAACUAGGGAGCUCUCGCAUGCUUAACAAAGGUAUGGAAAAGUCUUCAAACAGUUGAUGGUCUAACAAAACCUUUGGCUUGAACCGACACUGUAUUUUUCAUAAAGCUGUAAAAAAAAAAAAAAAACACAAGGUCACCAGUCAUUGUGCUGUUUGCAUUUCCUAUUUAGUAGUGAUUUGGCAACGCGUUUAUUUUUACUGCCCUUUGUUCUACUGUUUUGCUGAUAGUACCUGUAACUCUUUUUUUUCUCUGUGAUCAUUUUACAUUCCUGUUCAUGUUGAUACAGACAGGCUUACCUGAAUAUUACAUUUUUUCCACAAUGGGUACAGACGGUAUACUUGUUUUGUUUUUAUUGUCUGUUAAAAGGAAAUUGUACACUCUUUUACU